AUGUUUGGAGACGAAGGAGAGGUGAUGAGACUGGAUCUCCAACUAAAUGUCGACAAUUUUGAUCAAUUCUGGUUGCCUCAAGACCUCACCCCAAGUAACAAUAAUAACACUAUUUCGAACAGCAAUAACAAUAAUAAUGACGCUGCUAAUGAAAACAACAAUGAUAUCGAUCUCUUGAUUAAUGAGACACUUCAUGGCUUGCAAGACUUGGACGUGCCAAGUGGCUUUGCCAUGGCCAAUAGCAACAACAACGGAGCCGGUGCCGCAUUCGCAUCAGCUUCAGCAUCAUAUAGUCAUCACACAAGACACAAAUCGAAAACCCACAGUAGACAAAUGAGCGGCACGGCAAUUUUUGGUUUUAUUGAUCAUACGAGAGAUUUCUCUCUUGGUGGAAAUAUCCAGCCUAGUGAAUUUUAUAAGCCUAAUCAACAGUUAUUUGGCAAGUCUAUUGAUUGGAGGAAUAUCACCCCUGGUGAUUUACUUAAUGGAGGUGGUAAUAGCCAAACUCAAUUUCUGCAACAACUGCAACAACAACUGCAAAAACUAGAUAACAUCGGUGCUGCCUUAAAUCAAACACAAUCGCAAUCAAAAUUACAGAAUAAAUCUCCCUUAAAAGACCUUCCAAGCCAAGAUAUACUUAGCUUCAAUUUCGAAGAAAGACCUGAUCUUCUUGUUAAUGCCAGUGAUGACGGUGAUGAAGACUUUAGUAAUAAUCGUUUGGCACAACUGUCACCAAUCAAGCAAAUUUCAACACCAACUAAAACACAACAAAACCAAAAUCACAAUUUCCCUCAACAAAUUAGCACCACCCAACCACGUAACUUGAAACAAAAUGAUUAUGUUGUCACUAAUCAGAGCCCCAAAUCUUACAAAUUCCCACCACCAGCGCCAAGAGAAAGGUUGAAUAAAGAUGCCCAAAUGUCACCUUCACCGCUACAAGCAAGAAUGUCCAACAAGCAUCAAUAUCGUCAAGGUGAAACCAAUAAUAUCAUCAAUUCAUAUUCAGCUAAAUACUUGCAAUCACUACAAUCGAUGCAACAACUGCAACUGCUGCCACAACAAAGACAAAGGAAAAAUAGCUUCAUGGGUGAUGCUUUUUUGCAACCGAAAUUGCCGUUUGAGUAUAUUGAUGAUUUUGAACCGUUAUUGGAAGAAGAAGACUUGAUAAAACAAAGCAAUGAUAAUCAAAUGAUUUCUGAUUUGCAAUAUGUUCCUUUACCUGUCCAAGAUCCAACUUUUGCUCAAAUGGACCUGGGUAAAUCCAUUAAUAAUGAGAAUACGUACCGAAACGUUGCAACACAAGAAAACCAACAACAACAAUUGAUGUCGCCGGCAAUGGCACAUGCUUCAGCAAAUAAAAAGCAGCCUCCUCCACAAUCUAAUGAACAGCAGCAGCAGCAGCAACAACAACAACAACAACAAGGAAAUGAAAUUGCCAAUAAUCUCCUCUUCAACACCUUUUUACCGCCUCCUUCACCACCAACACUCUCAAAUUCAAACGAUUCACCAAACUGGCAAUCAUCCCCAGAACCACAGUCUCCGUCUCCCAACCGGUCCAGUUUAUUUGGCAAUAAUCAAAAUCAACAAGAUAUCUCUCCCUUACAUCCAAGCUUGAGAAAUUCCAGUGUCAACUUCUAUACCCCAAUGUACUACAAUCGACAGUCAAUUGAGCAACAGCAAAAGCAACCGGAACAGGCUUUAACUGGAUCAUUACACCAGAUUCAAGAAGAAGGACAACUCAAUAAUGAGUCACUGCACAAGUCGGCUCUAGACCAAAUACAAGUCCAACAACAGCAACAACAAAUACAGCAGUUGAGUCAACGUUACAAUCCAUCAACAGCAACAACAACUUCAGCAAGACAAUCCACUCAAAGCCCUACUCGCAACCCUAACUACUUAAAUUCAUCACCAUUUUCAACCAUAAACUCGUCACCAAUACGUUACUUUACAUCUCCAGAUAAACCAACAACCAAGGAUGUAUCACCAUCACAAAUACAACCACAAUCACAACCUCCACAACAACAGCUAGACACCAGCCCUGAUCCCAAUGCUACUGUCGCUCAAAUCACUCCAUUGCGCAACAACACCUACCUCUCCACACCAGUCAAAUCCAAAUCGACACAACCAUACCUCGAAUGGAGUCCCGUAAUCAGUCCCAACCUGAAAAACUCAUUGAAAAAACAACUCAAAGACUCAUCACCGCGAUACCGUAUCAAAAAGACAUCGCUACUUCCACCCGGUGAAUUGGACAACUACUGGAUCGGACCUAAUGAAAACAAACAAUUUAUAUGUACUUUUAAAAACUGUGGCAAAGUAUUUACGCGUCGAUACAAUGUGCGGUCGCAUAUCCAAACGCAUUUAAGUGACAGACCGUUCGGUUGUGAAUUCUGCGGCAAAAGGUUUGUUCGACAACACGACUUGAAUAGACAUUUGAAAGGUCAUAAUGAAACGAAAUUGAGUAAAUGCGCCUGUGGUAAAGAAUUUGUCCGUAUUGAUGCCAUGAGAAAACAUCAAGAGAGGAAUAUUUGCGUUGGUGGUGUUAGUGGCAUGGUUAAUAAACCUUCAGUUAAACGAAAGAACAAGAGCAAGGGUGGUGGAUUGACGACUUUUGAUGGUGGUGAUAUUGUUGGUGUUGACGAUGAACGGGUGAAAAAGAGGUUGUUUACUGAUUUGAUUCAAGAGGGGAGCUAG
This is a messenger RNA of Lodderomyces margitis, 2691 nucleotides long. It is a transcript of the gene ACE2, whose product is annotated as DNA-binding transcription factor. The transcript has a single exon. Gene Ontology annotation, biological process: regulation of transcription by RNA polymerase II. Gene Ontology annotation, cellular component: nucleus. NCBI's taxonomy places the organism in Eukaryota, Fungi, Ascomycota, Pichiomycetes, Serinales, Debaryomycetaceae. The record is from RefSeq and is a predicted model, not a curated record. Gene Ontology annotation, molecular function: DNA-binding transcription factor activity, RNA polymerase II-specific; RNA polymerase II cis-regulatory region sequence-specific DNA binding. Bases 1 to 2691 code for a protein of 896 amino acids.